UAAGUUGGCUGAUUCUGGCAGCAAGACAAAUCUAGCACCACACAGCAGGCAGGAAGAGAAUGCACUGCUCAUCCUUUCGGUUUUGUCAGUGUAUGGGAAUGCUGGACAUCAACACACAGCGAGGGAUUCGGCCGAAAGCACUCCUCCUCGGCAUCUGAGCCCUGCUGCCCUCAUCCCCUUUUGGAAGAUACAGAUGUCAGAAGCCAAGACAGACAAGGGAAAAGUCAAACCAGCAGAAAGUUUUGAAAAUGACAAGCAAAAUAUUUCUUGGCUGAAGAAAGAACUGGACAAACCCAUCCUCCAGCCCCAUGGAGACUCAGACAGCUGCACCAGCUCCCUGCCUCUCCCAGUUCUCCAUGAGGUGAUGCUGAGCAGUGAGGAUCACCCAGAAAACCAGCUUACAAAUGAAAAACAUACAGAUGAAAAGACUGUGAAAGGUAUUGUUAUGAGUUCUGUCGCAGAAUUUAGCAUGGCAGACACUUCAUCAAAAGAAACCAAAAAUGAGAAGAAAUUGUCAGAAGCAAGCAGAUCAUCCAUUGCUUCCUUGGAGAAAUGCAGAGAAUUCACCUACAUUGAAGAUGAUGCAUCAGUUCAUCAGAGAGACAGUGAUGAUGAAUGUGCAACACUUAUCCUGGCCUGCUUGUUCUGCCAAUUUUGGGACUUUCUUAUAAUGCUGCCUGAUACCUGUGAACACUGGCUGAUAGAUACCUGUUGUCCAUCCAAUAGAUACUACCAGACCUCCGAUGAAGACCACUCCAACAAUGACUGCAACUGUGACUGUGACAUUGAUUGCAGCCUCUUUGAGUCCUGCCACGAGACUGGCGAAUGCCUGGAACUUGCCAUGGAGAUUUCUGAAGUCUGCUAUCGCUAA
Meleagris gallopavo (turkey) is the source of this 871-nucleotide messenger RNA. It is a transcript of the gene MDFIC2, whose product is annotated as MyoD family inhibitor domain containing 2. The record is from RefSeq and is a predicted model, not a curated record. NCBI's taxonomy places the organism in Eukaryota, Metazoa, Chordata, Aves, Galliformes, Phasianidae.